CCUGACUAUAAAUACUUGCCCUUUGCUACUCCUUAUCAGUUUUUGUCAUAAAUUUUAUAAGAAUGUUCUCGAGAGCCAAACGAUUCGAUUACUACCCCCAACCUGAGACACCCUCCCCGCCUUGCCGUCGGCAUGCGAAAAAACAUCCGACAUCCACUCCAAAACUUUCGAAGAAAAAUUCCAAAACUCCCGAAAUGACCCAAUUAUUGGAACAAUUGGAACAAGCAGGGAGACGCAUUCAGAACCGGUGUGACACCAUUGAUGAUUUAUGUCGGGAUUAUUUGAGUCUUGACGAUGGAUUUUUUUCGACCAGGAGCUCUUCUCCAGAAGCAGUUGCUUCAACACCGGCAUUUGAGGACUCAGUGGUUCCUGAAGGAUUCGACAGUUUGGCUCAAUUUUAUGCCGAAACCGUGGCCGAAUUAGUGUGUAAGAAACUGGAUGAACGAGAUAAAGCGAGAAGUGUGUGGAAGAAAGCCAAACAAUUGUACAAAAGUGUGAGAGGAGAGACAAUUUGGGAUAUUUUUUGCCCGAAAAUCAUUGAGGGCCAAUUCUAAUAAUUAAUGUAUUAAAUGGAAGUUUAUUGUACAUAGUUGUGAAAUAAAUGGUUUUGA
Messenger RNA from Tribolium madens (black flour beetle), 611 nucleotides. RefSeq lists its product as uncharacterized. The transcript has 2 exons. The record is from RefSeq and is a predicted model, not a curated record. Bases 63 to 554 code for a protein of 163 amino acids. NCBI's taxonomy places the organism in Eukaryota, Metazoa, Arthropoda, Insecta, Coleoptera, Tenebrionidae.